Messenger RNA from Rhodamnia argentea, 2457 nucleotides. RefSeq lists its product as uncharacterized. The transcript is spliced from 3 exons. The record is from RefSeq and is a predicted model, not a curated record. The coding region runs from base 709 to 2106 and encodes 465 amino acids. Lineage: Eukaryota; Viridiplantae; Streptophyta; Magnoliopsida; Myrtales; Myrtaceae.
GAAAUGUGAGUUGGUUCCUGAGCAGUGCCAGAGUCGUGAGAGCUCUGAUCUGAUCUGCGUUUGUUGCCAGACUUCCCCUCCAUUGACGAGACCUGCUUUGCAAUAAAAGCAAAGGCCCGACCUUUUUCUCCUCGUCGUCCUCCUUUCGUCUACUUCUUCUUCGCGAAAAGCAACCGCUUGGCCUUUGCUUUAACGCCCGCAAAGACUGAAUCUUCCAACUGCCGAAUCGAUCGCUUUUCGCAGUCCCUUCUGGUCGUCGACCCUCCUGCAAGCUCUGUCCUUUCUUUCUGGGUCAUCUCCCUCUGUGUUCCUCUGCGAAAGGGGAGCUUGACGGGCGGCUCUUGCCCCGCGUUUCUUGGAUUUCUCGGAUUCUCAGAGUAGAUUGGCGUCGUCGGCGUUGUGUUUUCGUCUUCAUUCCUUUGAAAGGAGGCGGAAGUUCGCGCGGACAUCGGUGCUGGGAGGAGGGAGUUUCUCUGUUCGACGACGGCCAGCUGUUUUUCGUCUGCGAGAAGGAGACGGUCUGAACAUUUCGGGUUCCGUUCGUCUGUAGCUCUGCAUGGAGAGACGUAGAUAAAAUCUUUUCGCAGGCUCAGGAUUGGUCACUGAGCUCGUGACGCUGGGUUCUUGUUGAUUCGAGGAAGAAAAUCUCGUCUUUUUUGUCCAAUUCAGAGGCGGAUUGGCUCGAUUCCAGGCUGAAUCGCAUUGAACAUGGCUGAGAUUGGCGUUUGUUUGGGGAUGCCCGAAAUGGAUGGUUCUGCUCUCAAAGAAGCACUCUUUUCUCAGCAGCAACUCCUGCAGAAACUCUACAAUGAAUUGGACGAAGAGAGGGAAGCGUCCGCUACUGCGGCUAGUGAAGCCUUGUCGAUGAUACUGCGCUUGCAGGGCGAAAAGGCGGCCGUCAAGAUGGAGGCCGAUCAGUUCAAGAGAAUGGCUGAGGAGAAGAUGUGUCAUGCGGACCUCUCCCUGGAAGUGUUUGAGGAUGUUAUUUACCAGAAAGAGAUGGAGAUCGCGUCGCUCGAGUUCCAAGUCCAAGCUUAUCGGUAUAAGCUUUUGAGCAUGGGUUACGCUGAUUUCGGACCCAGUGAAAGUAGACUUCUGGAUAAUCUGUUUUUGCAAAGAGGAGAUGUCUCCAAUGGUGGGAAGGGGUCGAAUGGCGGUGUGAGGAGACUGAACUCUGUGCCUCCAAUUUGCUUGAAGGAUCAUACUCCAAAGAAAGGCGUCAUCAAAAGACAAAAAUCUGUUUUCCCUAAUCCAGAUGUGGAUUCGAGAAUAGUUGAAGAUAACCCAGAUCUUGAAGGUGCGGGCGAGAGCUUGAAUUUCGAGAAAACGUCGGAGAAUUCGUUGAAUGAGGAUUUCAGUCCAGUUUGGGAGCAGAUCAGAAGAUUAGGGGAUCAUGUGAAUGACAUAUCGGAAUGUAAGGACACUAGUCAAGCUAAUAAUGACUACUCUAUCGGCGUGUCUAGGUCCUGUGCUAUUGCUUCUUCUGUGAGUGCACCGCCUUGUUAUACUACAAGUGAAUGUGUCGAUGAAAAGUCUGUUCAGAUGAACUAUCGUGAAAAUCUCUACACCGCAGAAGCAGUUGAGAACUCAGCUUGUUCAACAAGUAUUCAAGAUAUUUUUGAAGUACCACAGAGUGAUGAGAGCUGUAAAAACCUUGAAGUUCAGGUAAAAGAAUGGCGUAAGCAGGAACCUGAAGGUGAAAAUAGGCUCGGGAAGCCAGAUUUGGUCACUGACCAAACUGACUGGAUAAAGAAAAUGCUGCUUUCGUUGAACCAUGACAAGAUGCCGUCUAGUCCUAGACUGAGAGGGAAGAUGAGUGCUGACUGUGAUGGGUUUCCAGGAGCCAACAAACCCAGGGUACUAAUACAUCGGUCUGAGUUUCAACAGCUGAGUGAAAGAAUCGAACGGCUUGAGACAGAGGGGAAUGCUAGAAGCCGAGAAAUCGUCCAUGAAAAUGAAGAGGAAAUGAACUUACUGAAGGAGAUACAAGAGCAACUGAAUUCAAUACAGCGUGAGAUGAGGCGCGAGAACAAAAGGAAAGAUGCUCAACUUUACGACUUGCCCCUGCUCACCCUAACCGAAGCUAUGUUGCACUUCUGGCUCUGAUCAAGCAAGAAACUAUGGCAAUUGCUCCUCAAAUUAUCUCAAUAUGUUCCCUGCAUGAUCUUGGCUUUGGAAUGCGCUUUUGACAGACUUUGCACAAAAUCGUCGUGCCUCUUCUUGUGUCGGUAUGAGUGAAAAGAUUGGUCUCUUUGAUUUUUCAUCCUGGUUGAUUAUGUACAGAACCGAGAUUUUCAGUUUGAAAUCUGUAAAUUGAUACAUGUGAGACAGGUGAUUUACUUUUGGGGGGGAUGAUACUUUUCAUGCUCCUGUUUUGUACAUUUUGAAUGACAGAAAAUGCUGUGUCUUCAUAAUCGAGAUGAGACUGUAUAUUGGUUUUCAUGGUUGAGCUCGAAA